AUGGCCAUCGUGGUGAUAGCCGCGCCCAGCUCGCACGGCGACGAGAUCGACGUCAAGCUGCAGGCCCGCUUCAACGACUUCCGGGUGCAGCUGUCGUCGGGCAGCGCCUGGCUCGCCAGCCUGAGCAUGGCCGACCUGCACGUGGGCGUGGAGAUGCGCCGCGGGCACACCCAGGUCACCACCGGCCUCAGCCAGCUGUCGGUCGUCGACCUCACGCCGGCCAUCAAACACGACAAGGUCCUGUCCAUGACCUCGGACGAGGUGUUCCGGGCCGAGGUGAGCCUUUACAAUCGGACGGAGCCUGUGGAGCAGGACUUCGUGGACCUCGAGCUGUCUGCUCAGCUGGGCGGCGCGCGGCUUCUCUUCAUGAACCGCUUUAUCGCCGACCUGCUGGCGUUCAUGGCGCCGUUCUCAGCCACGCAAGCAGCGCUGGCCGAGGCGUCGCAAACGGCGGCGGACGCAGCGCAGCAGGCCAUGCACAACGCCUACGCCCAGGCGUUCAGGGCCAAGCUCAGCGUCACCAUGAAGGCCCCUGUGAUCCUCGUGCCGCAAAGCUCCCGCUCCGACCGGGUCCUGGUGGCUGAUCUGGGAAACCUUAAUGUCAGCAACCGCCUGGAGAUGGGGCCGUGGAGCCAGCUGAGCACUCCCGCUGUCCUCGACAAGAUGACGCUGAAGCUCGACAACCUCAAGUUCUACAGAGGUCAGCUGGCCGCUGACGGGUCGGUGCACUCCGAGUGUCUGAUCCUGCAGCCGGUCACGCUGGCGGUGCAGGUGACGCGCAACCUCAGCGUCAGCUGGUACAGGGACGAGCCGGAGAUCGACAUCCUCGCCACGCUCGGUGACCUCACCGUGGUGCUCAGUGAAACGGACUACGCCCAGAUUAUGCGCACGCUCAACGAGAACCUGUCGGAGAGCGGCACGGCGGAGCUGAAGCCGCUGCCGCCGCCGUCGCCGGCGGCGGAGGCGGCCCACGGCGCCUCGCGCUCCGGCGGCACCACGUCGACGGCCGUGGCGCACCUGGAGACGACGCUGGCCAGCGUGUAUACCAAGCUGCGCUUCAGCUUCGACUGGACGUUCGUCGGCGUCGAGCUCUUCACCAGCAGCGCCGAGGAGAAGGUGGGUACCGCUGGGAGCCACGCGAGGCUCAGCGCCGUGGAGAAGCGCUGCCCCGUCCUGUACUGA
Molecule: messenger RNA, 1182 nt
Organism: Pollicipes pollicipes
Lineage: Eukaryota; Metazoa; Arthropoda; Thecostraca; Pollicipedomorpha; Pollicipedidae
Product: vacuolar protein sorting-associated protein 13C
Exons: 9
Coding region: 1-1182 (393 amino acids)
Biological process (GO): protein targeting to vacuole; protein retention in Golgi apparatus
Source: RefSeq, a predicted model, not a curated record